Messenger RNA from Lymnaea stagnalis (great pond snail), 4014 nucleotides. The record is from the annotation of a GenBank genome assembly. NCBI's taxonomy places the organism in Eukaryota, Metazoa, Mollusca, Gastropoda, Lymnaeidae.
GAAGCCGACGCGUUCGACUCUGACUCUCAUCCGAUUUCUUGAAGCUGAUAAACACAACACAACACAACUCAACAAAACACAACACAACAGAACUCAACACAACACAACACAACACAACACAACACAACAACUCACAACUUCUUGGAGGCCAUUGGCUUGCAGCCCCUGUACAAGCAGAGCUGAACAGCUGAAUUGAGCGUUGUGCGCACUACGAUAAGUAAUCUUCCGCGCUGUACCUAGGCCUGUAGUAAACACUUCGCCCUACCAUGAAGACGCCGGUGGUCAUUCUGGCCCUCUGCCUAUGUAAGUAUUGACCGUAUUUAUUGCUCUUUUAAAAACAUUAUGUGUCCAUGUAUUUAUUAGAUCUAGCCUUCCAGGGGCGUAGGAGAGGGGGGGGAGGGCUGUAUGCACCGGUCAGCACGUUAUUCUCUAUCUAAGGGUGGACGGUAUUUUCGACAAAAGUGCAAGGAAAAGAAAAAACAAUAUUUUAGGGAUAAAUGCGCUGGCACAUUUUUAUUUUAUCAUCACACAAUACUACGGCCCAGUAGGAGCGCAAACUGUAACUCUGAACAUUUCAGCUACAUUCGAAUUGGUGUAUUUAAGCUUUUCAUUCUGACCCAUGUAAACAGAACUGCUUGUUGUGGAAUGGUGGGGUGGGGGGGGGGAGCGAAUGAACAAAACGAUUCUCCAUCCAAGUCAAACAAAUGUCUGUAUUUGAGAGAUGUUUUUUUUGGUUGUCAAUCAAAUGUCUGUAUUUGAGAGAUGUUCUUUUUGGUUGUCAAUCAAAUGUCUGUAUUUGAGAGAUGUUCUUUUUGGUUGUCAAUCAAAUGUCUGUAUUUGAGAGAUGUUCUUUUUGGUUGUCAAUCAAAUGUCUGUAUUUGAGAGAUGUUCUUUUUGGUUGUCAAUCAAAUGUCUGUAUUUGAGAGAUGUUCUUUUUGUUUGUCAAUCAAAUGUCUGUAUUUGAGAGAUGUUCUUUUUGAUUUGUCAAUCAAAUGUCUGUAUUUGAGAGAUGUUCUUUUUGGUUUGUCAAUCAAAUGCCUGUAUUUGAGAGAUGUUCUUUUUGGUUGCCAAUCAAAUGUCUGUAUUUGAGAGAUGUUCUUUUUGGUUACCAAUCAAAUGCCUGUAUUUGAGAGAUGUUCUUUUGUCAAUCAAAUGUCUGUAUUUGAGAGAUGUUCUUUUUGGUUUGUCAAUCAAAUGCCUGUAUUUGAGAGAUGUUCUUUUUGGUUGCCAAUCAAAUGUCUGUAUUUGAGAGAUGUUCUUUUUGGUUGACAUGAGAUAACAUAAUUUGAUUAACCAUCCCGUCAAAGAAAAGUUGUUGUUUUUUUUUUUAAAUCCUUUAUAAUCUUUUUUUUUAAAUUAUUUUAUUUUAUAUUAAUAUUUUAAUGUCCCACUCGCUCUUACAUUGCAGAUUUAUUUCACCAACUAUUUCAGAAAAAAAAAAAAUUACGCAACAAACGAACUUGCGAUAUUAAUUAAUUUUUUUUAAGAAUCUCAUUUAGCGCAGUUAACGGGAAUUUUACAUUGUGAACUCGGUGUCAGCAUAUUUCGUUCAUCUUCCCUUUGCAAAACAGGAAAAUUUUAUUUUGGGAGGUCGGGGGGUGAGGGUGGAGCUGAAAAUUUGAUAGAAUGUGUGGUUAUUGGCAACAAGUUCAUGUGCCAAGUUUUAGCUCGAUAGGUUGGCGGGAAGUGGGUCAAUUUGCCGUCCGAAGAUUUGGCCACACACCAAGCCAGAAAGAAACACACGAACAAAAGCAAAGUUUAUAUGAAUGAAUUUUUUAAAAAUGCUUUAACCUUCCUUGGCGCACCAAAAAUUCAAUUUAAAAUUAUCUUAAGAGUCUUUUUAAUUGAGAAGCAUAAACUUUCAGAAGUUAGUUAAACUUAUGUUUUUGAAGAUCUCAUAUUCUUCAGGUUGUUUUUUUUAAAACCCAGAGGCCGCUUCUUCACCCAUCUGCCUUGAUCCUAUUAUAACUAUUUGAACGCCUUCUUUACCAGAACCGGUCCUGCGCAACCGGGCGCGUCUCCGGGGAAACUUAGGGGCGUUCACAUUGGGGGUUGCCUCUUCGUGGCGUGUGGAUGUACAAGGCACGAUCCGUAGCGCACAAUGUCUCGGUGGCUUUCUGUGUUUGUUUUUUUAAAAAAUUAUUUCUCAAUUCAUUUGAAAUGAUCAAACCUUGCAAUGUGUGAUAAUCGUUUUAAAAAAUUACGUUGAAACGCUCUUUUAAAGGGUAAAUAUUCUCCGGAUUAGUGUUAUUUACGUUCAAAGAUUUGGCUAAAAAUGGUGUGUAGCCAAAUCUUCGGACGGCUCCUUUAUUUUAUUAAUGGGGAGGGUUGCUGCUGGCAGGUGACCCUCAACGUGGAUUGAAUUAGACCUCGUGAAAUUACGAAGCCCAUUCGUGACAUCACUAACAACAAGAUUGUUAGACAGCGGCAUAUAACAUGUAUCAUUCCUGUAACACUAUCCUGCUUUGCUGCGGGCAGAGGGAACUCACAAGAAAAUAGAAGAACAAAGGUAUAUGGAAGCUUGAAAUAAAAAAGACAGAACAAUCAAAGAAAAAUGUUUCGGCCAACAGCCUUCCCCAGAAGUGGAGACAAAUGAAAAAAAAAACAAGAAAUUUAAAGUAUCUCAAAAACUUUCUUUUAUUAUCCUUUCUUCCUAUUUCAAGCCUUCACAUGCCUUGCUUGUCCAUUUCCUUGAUAAAGUCUUUCAUUUUUAUCGUUUAUUUUCGGGUACUCAAAGACCGGUUGAAGCCAGUCACUUUGCAACCAUUGGAUUACUUAACCAAACCCCCAGCAUUUAAUGGCGCCGCUAAACUGUGUCGAUGACAGAGAUUAUAUGACAGCCUGUGUAGCGAAUGCACCACGUAAUGUUAAAGAAGCAAUCAAUUGUACUAGCCUGGGGCUAGAAGCUACACAGAGCUCCCCACGGCAAGAGAUGAUGUUUGAAAAGGGCUGGGGGUGUGACGCGCACGUACUAGGAAUCAAAUAAAUCGUAAAAUAUUCAAUUUUAGUAUGUUCUAGGAAUGGGUUAAGAUAUAAUGUAUUACAUUUUAGUAUGUUCUAAGAAUGGGAUAAAAUGUAUUGUAGUAUGUUCUUGGAAUGGGAUAAAAUGUAAUGUAUUCCAUUUUUAGUAUGUUCUAGGAAUUGGAAUCGUAUCAAAAGUAAAUGAUGCAAGUAUCAGAAGGAAAUCAACAAAUCAUUCUCUUAUUUCCCAAACUCCUCUCUUCCCGGGAUAUUUUCCACAAAAUGGUAACGUUAUUUUUCCGGGGGAUUUUUUCCAGGUUUAUUGACAGUCGGAAUAUUUGGUUCACGGAACGGGAGGCCUAGAGGUCACAGAGGUGAAGGUCGCAGUCAUGGAAACGAGAGGCAUCCUGAAACUAUGGGCGGAGACAAUGGUGACACGGUGAACGGUGAUGGCGGUCGGGGUGUCAUGGGUCCGCGUGGAAGGGAUCGUGGCAACAUGGGUCAUCACGGACACAGGGGUCGUCAUAGCAACAUGGGUCGCCGUGGAGACGGUCUCGGCAACAUGGGUCAUCAUGGCAGCGUGGGUCAUCACGGCAACAUGGUUCAAGAUGGUGACCACGGCCAAUUUAUGCACUAAGAUCGGUAGUCAUGGCAACAUAGGUGUCAUUUAGUGAGAUGGAAUUCAACAAAGCAGAUUAUAUUUUUUUGCCCUUACCAAGACUCAAUCAAGGAUUACCAAGGAUUAUUUUGUAACGUUGGCUGUACAUAAAGUGUUUUUUCCCUCCAACAUAGCACCCACACCCUUGUCAUAAGCUCAUCUACUUGCUCAAUGACACGCUACUAGCGAAACCUAUUUUUCUUUUUCAUAAACCGUUAGUCAGAAAAAUGUGGCCCUAUUCAUGUUGAUAUCACGCUGCAUAGUCACGUCCUGAGUGAGAUUUGUUUUCCUCCAGAUGUAAGCCGGCCAACCUUGCCCUUGACAGCUCACUACCGUGAUUCCGGAUUGUCAUCUAUGAUUAGAAGGUGAUUCUGAAAAUGUAGUAAGAGCUUUAU